Molecule: messenger RNA, 1131 nt
Organism: Drosophila guanche
Lineage: Eukaryota; Metazoa; Arthropoda; Insecta; Diptera; Drosophilidae
Exons: 2
Coding region: 98-994 (298 amino acids)
Source: RefSeq, a predicted model, not a curated record
AUCGUUCAAAGUAUUCAGAACUGACUCACAUUACCUACAAAUCACAUCACAAUCUUCAUAAAUAAUAAACAAACGUAAAGAAACGAUAAAAGCCAUCAUGUUUCUGAACUUAGUAAGUAAGGUUCUCUUUACUGGCGCGCAGCAAAAAAUACAAAAAAUAAAUUUUAAUGAAACCAACGACAAUCAGAAGCACCGAGCGCCGAAUACAAAAGUGACAAUGCGCUCAAUCAAUUUAAAUCUAAGAAAUGGACUCAAAAAUUGUCACAUCGUGAAGAAGUCUCCACCCUUGGAUACAGUCCAAGUUGUUUCAAAAAUUGAGGGCAGGCUAAGCGAUGGCAUUAUCAAAUUAACGAAUCCAACAAUGAUCCAGAUGGGUGAAGCCAUACAAACCGCAAAACUUACUGGCAAACGUAUUUUAAUCAGUGAGAAAGACUUAAGCACAGAUGAUGGUAAACUGCCGCUAACUUUCGUUGCUCAAUCCCAGUACAAAACCAACAUGAGUCGCUUCUUGGGAAGUUUUAGGACUAAACAAUUGCAUAAGCCCCAUUUGCACAAACACAAAUUUGUACAGGAAAAGAAGAAUGCUCAGAAACCAAAACUUGACCACGAGAUUCAUGUUUUCACGGCUGAAUCUCGAGAAUUAAUGCGCCGUUCAAUCUCUACCGAUGACGUCCACAAUAAAAAGCGAUCAUUGGAUGUGCCAGAGCUAUCAGUGAUGCGGGUAUGUUCAGAGAAUCGGGUGAUAUCUAUCCGUGAAAUUGACAGUGACGAAAGUGACUGCGAAUCAUUGACUGAAUCAGUGGACUCAAUAAAGGAUAUGUCGGCUUUUAAGCCCAUCGACAACAUGCGGCUUGAGCUUAUUUCACCUGUUAAAUAUUUGACAGCCUCUGCUAAGCCACUAGAAUUGAAUCCACCACAAACUGCGCUGCUAUGUUAUAUGAUUGAUUUCGCUCACUUGGUUUUCGUGAUUGCCUGUCUUCGCGGAAUAUUUUAGGCAAAAUUUCAUGAUUCCUAAUGGGUAAUGGGAUCCAUUUAGUUGUGAAUUCCAAAAUCUAGCUCGCUUCUCAAGUAAUACAAAAUGUUUAUGUAUUUGGUAAAAAAAUUCUUAAGGUUCCCAGCCCCAUCUAUUUG